Thlaspi arvense is the source of this 627-nucleotide messenger RNA. NCBI's taxonomy places the organism in Eukaryota, Viridiplantae, Streptophyta, Magnoliopsida, Brassicales, Brassicaceae. The record is from the annotation of a GenBank genome assembly.
AUGGCCAUCCACACUUUCCUCUUCGCUUCACUUCUCAUAUUCUCAUCGAUGGAGUCGAGCAGUGGAGCGAUGGAGGAUAGACUCUUCACCGACCUACAAAAUUCACUCGAGGUCACCGCUAAACCAAUAAGAGAUGACUUAGUUUUGGAAGCGGGAAAAGGUAUGGUGAGAAUUACCUGGAAGCUAAAGUCAUCGGCCAAGGUCGACGCUGAUGCUGCCUUCAAGAGCGUCGAAGUCAAACUUUGUUAUGCACCGAUCAGCCAGGUUGAUAGACCGUGGCGCAGCACCCAUAACGAGCUCUUUAAGGACAAAAGCUGCCCUCACAAGAUUGUAUCCAAGCCUCAUGACAAGACCCCUCAGUCACUCGACUGGACCAUCGAACGCGAUAUCCCCAUUGGAACCUACUUCGUACGUGCCUAUGCAGUUGAUGCAAAUGGCCACGAAGUAGCAUACGGACAGAGCUCAUCCGUGGAGAAGACGACCAAUCUCUUUAGCGUUCAGGCCAUUAGUGGCCGUCACGCGUCCCUCGACAUAGCAUCGGUAUGCUUCAGUGUCUUCUCUGUUGUUGCUCUGUCCGUCUUCUUUCUCAAGGAGAAGAGGAAGGUCAAGUUAGAGCAGAUGAAGUGA